AAUUGUCUUUUAUCACAUCACAUCACAUCGCAUGUCAACACUUGCUAGCUCGCCUUUAAAGGCUAAGCUAGCAGGUGGUGAUGCUACUGGACUCACCUGUCUCUUUAGUUUUAUGUGUUGCUGCUGUGCCCACACCAGCCCAAUGUCCCGAACCGACCCGCCCGCCCCUCUGUGAUCGAAGUGAUGCAACUCUUCCUCCGGAUUACCAAUGCAAUUUCAAAAUACCACCGCAGGACGGCACACUCGUAAAGCAGACCCAUUCACUUCAAUGUGCAGCAUUGAUAGAUACGAGUGCAGCUUAGUCAACAGCAUUUUUAAUCAAAUCACAAUACAUACAACACUGCUAGCUUAGCUGGCAAAUGCAAUUACAUCCUUCACACACCCAAGGAGAAGCAUUCCAAUAUGGUGAGGCUGUAUGCAUUGGAUUGAUGUGGGCAGUCCUCUAGUGUUACACAUGGUGUGUUGUUGUUGUGACCUGCAGGUCUUUAUAGGUCAUGCACUUGAAGGUUGGGCAUGGUCAUUUCAUUUCAUUUCAUGGUCUCCUCAACAUUAAAGUAGGCCCCACAUCAUUGAAAUGAAAUGGGAUACGAAAGUCAUGCACAGGUGCGUCUUAGUAAAAAAAGGGAAUGACUACAUGAAUGUGUUGGGCUAAAGUUAACUGAAACAAGUAUGCCACGCUGUCCUUGUGUUGUGGUGUAAAAAGGUUAGAGGUUCGCCACUGCCAACUUUGAAGUCAGAGAGUAAAGCACAACAUAAUCAUAAUAUUACAAAACAACAGAAAUGUUGUAACAAUAGAUGUUACAACAAAUAAGAUGCAAUAUUAUGUCAAUUACGUUAUUGGGUUUGUAAUCAAAUUUAGUAAAAGUACAUUUUUUCUUGUUAAGUGACUCACUAAACUCACCAUAUUGACUUUUUAUAAAAAAUACAAUAAGUAAUUCUUGUAAUGUUGUAUAUUUUUAUUUUCAGAUUUUUUUUUUUACGUCAUAACGUUCCAACUUUGUUGUAGUGUCAUCAAUCAGUUUUUACACAAUUCUGUAUAGCAUCUGCUGUAUUAGUCCAGUUUUGGUGACUAUUUUUGCAGUUUACAAUGAGUUCAGUCACAACCACAAAUGUCAACAUAGCCACCAAAUGCUGUCCUCAAGGUCACAUUGUCCUUGUGGUGUGACAGAAAAUAAAUCCCAUCAGUCAAGUUUAGCUUGAUAGUUAAACUUUCCACACACCCACCCCUGCAAUGGCCAAUCCCAGCCUUUGUCCACCCUACGCUUGGUUCACCGUGACGUCCUCUAGUGUUUUUUGUCGUGGUUGCUGGAGGUCAGUGGCCGCUGUCAUUGUGUCAAACACACACACACAUGCUUGUGUUGUUUUCCUGACGCUCUCAGCUGAGAGCUCGUCUUUGCAAUCAGGUCAUGUGACGAGAGCAGGUGCUUAUGUGGGAUUAGCUUUACCGUAGCGUGGUUUGUUUACAACCUCUGACACCCAAGAACAACCUCAUUCUCGCUUUUUGGCUUACUUACCCUUCCUUAGUCACAAUUCUAAAACUUUAUUGUUUCCUUUUCAGGUUUAUUGUGUUACAUUUUUGCAAAGCCAGGAGUAAAUUCUUCCUUUGUGGGGAUUGUGAUGCCGAGUAAUUAUUAAUAGACUGUCAGAUGAUGGUAUAUUUAUUUUUUGGAGGGAAUUGUACAGUAGAUUGAUAAUUUUGAUGUCACGCAGGGAACGUCAGGAGACUCUUGUGCAGCAAACACAGCUCAUAGUUGGCAGGUCAAAAUAGAGUGCAGUACUUGGCUCCAGCCAGCAGAGGUGCUGUUGAGUCAAUCUCAAAUUCAAAAACUUGAUUGAGCUUCUAUUUGCUAGAACUUUAUUGGUCCUUCGGCAUGUGGCCUCAGGGAAAAUUAAUUUGUUGUUGAACUUGAAUGGUGCACCCAUUCAUUAUCGAGCUUUAGAUGACACGCUGUCAAUCAAAACGGAGCAUUCUUGUCUUUUAUAAAGACAGAUUGUUGUGGUGCGGCUCUUAUCAGGGCUCUUGUUCCAUGUGACUUUUGUCUUGACUGGAUGUCCUUGAGCACCUCCUAAUAUCUAAAUACGUCCUGCCCCCACCCCGCCUGUCUUGACGCUGUAUUUGUAUCCAGUGUGAAUGUGCUAGCUAGAAGAUCUGCCCUGUGUGGAUGUUCAGCAGGAGGAGGAUGAGAUGUCGGCGUCAUCCUCUGCUACAAGCCGGCCACAUUCCUUGUUUGUGCAGCUGGAGUCUUGGUUGGUCAUCCUUUUGACACCGUAAAGGUCAGACUGCAGGUGCAGAAUGUCAAUAAGCCUCUCUACCGUGGAACCUUUCACUGCUUCCAGUCCAUCAUGCGCCAGGAGUCGGUAUUUGGUUUGUACAAAGGCAUCGGCUCGCCCAUGAUGGGCCUCACUUUCAUCAACGCCAUCGUCUUCGGCGUCCAGGGGAACACCAUGCGGCUGCUAGGUCGUGACACGCCCACCAACCAGUUUGCAGCAGGCGCGGCCGCCGGCGCCAUCCAGUGCGUCAUCUGCUGCCCGAUGGAGCUGGCCAAGACGCGCAUGCAAAUGCAGGGCACGGGCGAGAUGAAGUCAUCCAAGAAGAUGUACAAGAACUCUCUGGACUGCUUGGCUCGCAUCUACAAGCGCGAGGGCCUGUGGGGCAUCAACAGGGGCAUGGUCACCACCUUCAUCCGCGAGACUCCCGGCUUCGGCUUCUACUUCCUGGCCUACGAUGUACUGACGCGUCACCUGGGAUGCGAGCCCGAGGACCCCUAUAUGAUUCCCAAGCUGCUGUUUGCGGGCGGCAUGGCGGGCAUCGUCUCAUGGCUGUCCACCUACCCGGUGGACGUGAUCAAGUCGCGUCUCCAGGCCGACGGCGUGGGAGGCGUCAACCGAUACAGCAGCAUCGCCGACUGCGUGCGGCAGAGCGUGCGCACCGAGGGCUACAUGGUGUUCACGCGGGGGCUCACCUCCACGCUUCUGCGAGCCUUCCCCGUCAACGCCGCCACCUUCGCCACCGUCACGCUGGUCCUCAUGUACGCACGCGGGCCCCAGCCGGCGCCCGGGGACUGCGAGUCACCUCAGACCCAACGCUCCAACCUGUGAAGGGGCAAAGGUCGCCCGCCGCGCCUUCAACUACACGGCACUUUAUCACAGACAGGUAGGGAGCCACGGACCCUUGAAGCGCCGCCGUCGUGGCUGCUUUUUUAUUUCCAAGCAAUAAUUGACCUGUUAGGUGCGGCGACAUAUUUACUUCCUGGAAGCUUCCAGCGCAGCUCACACCGACAUUCAUACAUCCUCCAAAUAUAAUGCACUUCCAUACGCAUAUCAAUGUUCUUACAUCUACCUGCCUUGCUGGAUUUGACCUAUGAGGGGAGAACAAAGCACCUUGCCCAAGGGCGUGACCAUCGGCCGUCACAGAAGAAAAAGCUGCAUCACUAAAUAAGCCAGUUGCAUAUUUCAAUCCAACAUAUGGAUUAUAUAUUUCAUUGAUCCCAAGCUUCUUUAUUCUGCAUUGUUCCUGUCAAAUCGCGUGGAAGCGGGCAGCAUGCAGGGACCAGGAAAGGGAUCGAGGCUGCGUUCACACGUGUCACGUUUGCUUCCCUUACAGCGAGCUCAGUGAACACAAGCAUCAAACCAAACACUCUAUUAAGCUCUUUAAAAGUAUAUUUUACAAGCAUUUGCUGAAAAGUAACAUGGUUAAAAUAUCAGAAUAUGAAAAUAAACAAACUAUUCAAACUAGCAAACAACGUUACAACGAGUUAUUCUCCGCAAUACAUCACAAAAGCUCUGUAAAAGUAGAUUGUACAUACUUUUGGUGAAACCUAAAUUGGUCAAAGAAUCCAAAUAUGAAAAUAACUGAACUAUUCAACUCGCAGCAGGCGGCAUUUUGGUUUGGAAUAUCGGAAAUAUUGUCAGUGAUGAAAGCUCUUAAAUUAUAUUUUACAAGCUUUUGGUGAAAGGUAUGCUGGUAAAAGCAGCAGAAUAUAAAAACAACCUACUUUAUUUAUGCACUGCGUCAUGUUUGAUGGCACCAAAGCACUUUAAAAGUAUAUUUUACAAUUUUGGGGUGAAAUCUCACUUGCUGAAAAUAUGAGAACAUGAAAAUAACUUAUGUAUUCCUCAGAGCAGACGGCGCCUGUCUUUGGAAUAUUUGCGUAAAGUUAUGUAAUUUGUGAUGAAAGCACUUUAAAAUUCUGUUUUACAAGCUUUUGGUGAAAUUUAGCCUGCCUAUGACACGUAGUUGUCAUUAAAUCUCAAAGUAUAUUUUACAAGCUUUUGUUGUAUAAUAUGAAUAUGAAGCUACCAUACGUAUGCUAGCCAACACAAAGCAUUUUGGGUUGACGUCUUUGAUGUUAUGAAAGUCGAUUCCUUACGUUAUGCGAAUGCACAUGUUCUAUAGCAAAGCACACGUGUGAACGCAGCAGAAGGUCUAGGUGUCCAUUGGUUGAAAGGAUUCAUACCUGAUGAAUGUACUGUAUUUAUGUUCCAGUGGUGGAUUAUAUUGCACCUAAUCUGGAUUGGGGCUUUUUAAUUACUGUUGUUUUUUUUAGUAAGGACUAAAUUAUGUUAAAGUGGUUUCGUCUCUGAUGGAUUUUAGUCCCAAUCUUCAAUCCUGAAUGUUUUCUGCAAAGAUAUGGUGCACACUCAAAGCGGAGGCGUUAUUUUUGUAGAUCUACGUCCAUAGAUAGUGGGACGUCCCACAUGCACUAGAAACAAGAAUAUGAUGGGCGCAAUGUAUUGUUCGUUUUCUGUUUUCCUACUGAGACACUUGAACAUUUACAACUGUGAGGAGGAGGAGGAGGAGGAGGAGGGCCGCAAGCAAAGAAUAACAGAAAAACCUCAUCUUCAAAUCUUUUUUAUAAUACAGUUGGAACAUUUCCACAAAAAUGUUGGACAAGAAUAGAAUCUUAGAAAAAAAAAGUCUGAUUGUAUGAGAAGAUAUUGAUGAAUUACACAAAGAGCAAAGUUGUGUUGAAAGGUUGAGAGUUACAAUAGUUGCAUUUUCAUUUGACUAAACUAAAGUUGGAAUAUUUCCACUAAAAGUCAUAGUUGGACAAAAAUAAAGACAAAAGUUGCGAGGAAAUAAAUACUGCGUUAAAUUCUAACAUUUUUCCCCACUACGAUUGUGGCGUUCUCAUGAAAUGAUGCUUUUUUUCUUUUGGUUGUGGCCCUUUGACCUUUGUAAAACUUCCUCCUAACGACAAUAAAGAUAGCCUUGAAACAACAAGGAGCUACCGUAGCAAACCUCAUGUAUGAACAACACGCCACAACAUACGUCACUCUUUGGUACACUACCGCCGUAUAUUAGCGUACCUCCUGUAUGACUAUCCUAUGGUACAUUACCGCUGUAUGUUACCAUACCUCCUGUAUGUUACCAUACCGCCUGUAUGAUUCUAUGGUACAGUACCACCGUAUGUUACCAUAACUCCUGUAUGACUAUCCUAUGGUACAUUAUCGCUGUAUGUUACCAUACCUCCUGUAUGACUAUCCUAUGGUACACUACUGCCGUACGUUAGCAUACCUCUUGUAUGACUAUCCUAUGGUACAUUACCGCUGUAUGUUACCAUACCUCCUGUAUGUUACCAUACCUCCUGUAUGUUACCAUACCGCCUGUAUGAUUAUUCUAUGGUACACUACCACCGUAUGCUAGCAUACCUCCUGUACGACUAUCCUAUGGUACAUUAUCGCUGUAUGUUACCAUACCUCCUGUAUGACUAUCCUAUGGUACAUUAUCGCUGUAUGUUACCAUACCUCCUGUCUAUGGUACACUCCUGCCAUACGUUAGCAUACCUCUUGUAUGACUAUCCUAUGGUACAUUACCGCUGUAUGUUACCAUACCUCCUGUAUGUUACCACACCUCCUGUAUGACUAUCCUAUCGUACACUACCACCGUAUGUUACCAUACCUCCUGUAUGACUCUCCUAUGGUACACGACCACCGUAUGCUAGCAUACCUCCUGUAUGACUAUCCUAUGGUACACUACCACCGUAUGCUAGCAUACCGUACCGUACAUCCCAUACGACUUUCCUACCAUACAGCCUGUACGGCAAUACAACUGUUGGCCAAUCAGACAAGCCGAGCUGUAAAAAAAAAAAAGCGUAUACAGAGCUAUUUUUCAUGCUGAUAGAAGUGUACAGAUUGAAACAUUUUAUUUUGAUCGGUUGUUUGUGAGAGUUUAACUUAAAAGUACAUAGAUUUUCUAUUUUUAUUUGUGAACAGCGACAAAUGGUUUGACAAAAUAGUUUGGAAUAAUGAGCUGAAUAAAUAGAUGAAUGAAAUCA
Messenger RNA from Doryrhamphus excisus (bluestripe pipefish), 6278 nucleotides. The record is from RefSeq and is a predicted model, not a curated record. Lineage: Eukaryota; Metazoa; Chordata; Actinopteri; Syngnathiformes; Syngnathidae.